Pantherophis guttatus is the source of this 2365-nucleotide messenger RNA. RefSeq names its product peptidase M20 domain containing 1 (gene PM20D1). Gene Ontology annotation, biological process: lipid metabolic process; amino acid metabolic process. Gene Ontology annotation, molecular function: metallocarboxypeptidase activity; hydrolase activity, acting on carbon-nitrogen (but not peptide) bonds, in linear amides. The record is from RefSeq and is a predicted model, not a curated record. NCBI's taxonomy places the organism in Eukaryota, Metazoa, Chordata, Lepidosauria, Squamata, Colubridae.
AUGGCCUUUCUAGCAAGUGGCCAUUGGUGCUUCUAUAGCACUGAGGACAGAAUGUCUCUUGGACCUGUUCCCAACGCGGCUGGGCCAAGACGCAGGAAAAUGGCGACCUUCGGUGCUCGGCUUCGAGGGGUCUUGUGCGGGGCUGGCUUGGGACUGUGCGGGAUAGUGUUGCUUCUGCUGGUCGCGAUGCUCCUCCGAGCCUAUGGGACGGGACCUUCCGGCCCGGCCGUAGGGCUGCGGGAAAAACAGCAGCAGGGACGGCAGCGGCGAAUAGAGGCUGCCUUUAGCCCCCGCGAGUUGCAGGAGCUCAAGGACGUGCUCCAAGGUGCUGUCAGAAUACAAACAGUUUCCUUCUCACCAGAUGAUCAGAAUAUAAGAGCCCUGGAAGAAUUUAAGCCAUAUAUUUACAAAGCUUUUCCUGUAGUGUUUUCUACCUCAUUCAUUCAACAUGAAGUCAUCGGAGAUUAUAGCCAUCUAUUCACCAUCCAGGGAUCUAACCCUCAAUUACAGCCAUAUAUGCUGCUUGCACAUAUAGAUGUGGUCCCAGCAUACCCUGAUGGAUGGGAUGUCAGUGAUCCCUUUUCUGCUGAAGAACAUGAUGGAUUUAUAUAUGGAAGAGGAACACUAGAUAAUAAAAACUCAGCUAUGGGCAUUCUACAUGCUUUAGAGUUUUUACUGAGACGAAAUCACAGACCACUAAGAUCUUUCUAUAUAGGCCUUGGGCAUGAUGAAGAGGUGGGUGGUAAAAAAGGAGCAAUGAAAAUUGUGGCUGAGCUGGAAUCUAGAGGGGUACAACUUUCUUUUGUGCUUGAUGAAGGAAGCUUUAUUUUUGAUGGAGUCAUCCCUAAAAUAGAGAAACCGGUAGCUGUAAUAGGUAUCACAGAAAAGGGUGCGCUUAAUGUAAAUCUCAGUGUAACAUCUCAAGUUGGCCAUUCUUCUGCCCCCCCUGAGAGGACCAGCAUUGGUAUUCUUUCUGAAGCCUUAUUCAAGUUGGAAACACAGCCUAUGCCCAAUUUGUUUGGUCAUGGACCUGAAAUCAUGAUGUUUGAACAACUGGUACCAGUGUUCAACUUCCCCCUCAAUAUCAUCAUGGCAAAUCUGUGGCUCUUUGGACCUCUUGUUGGCUGGUUUCUUGAGCGAACUCCUGGCACUAAUGCUUUAGUUCGGACCACCACUGCAAUCACCAUGUUUCAUGCAGGAAUAAAGUCAAAUGUUAUUCCACCAAAAGCUGAUGCCACAGUGAAUUUCCGCAUCCACUCGUCACAAACGGUUGAGGAGAUCCUGGAAAUAUUAGACAAAACAAUUAAUGAUAAGAGAGUGAAGAUAGAAGUGAUGGAUACCUUUGAUCCACCCCCCGUUAGCCCCUGGGACGAUCAGACCUUCGCUGUACGGGUUUUCCGCCAGACCAUCCUGGAUGUUUUCCCAGAUGUUGCCAGUGUAGUUCCAGGCAUUUGUAUCGGAAACACUGAUAGCAGGCACUACAGCAGUCUCACAAAGGCUAUUUAUCGAUUUAACUCAGUAACCUUUAAAGCUGAUGAUUUGCCAAGAUUCCAUGGGUUGAAUGAAAGGAUCUCUGUGGAAGAUUAUGCAAAGCAAGUGGAAUUUUUCUUUCAACUAAUUCAAAAUUGUGAUUUGAACCAACCCACAGAGCCACAUACAAACCUUCAUGAGCUAUAGAAACAAGAAAAUAUAAAGGCUUGUGGGAGUUGUUAGAAAUCUGAAUUAUUCAAAGCAGCAGUGUUCCAUUUUAUUCUCGUGCCCAAACUUCUUUACUGUGUUAGAAAUUUAAAGUAAUAACACAACCUAGUUGCACUACAAGUUGUUGUGAAACAAACUACCAUGUUUUCCUGAAAAUAAGACAGGUCUUAUUUUCUUUUGAACCCCAAAAUAAGGGCUUGGCCUUAUUAUCGGGGGUCUUAUUAUUUUGGGGGUGCUCAUGGUUGCUGCUGUAUUGCCGUUCGUCAGCUGUUCGCCUGAGGCUGUGCCCGCGUCCUCACGACCCUGUGCCCUGUUCUUCAGGAGUCGACUCACAAGAGAGCAGCCACCCAGCACCUCUUCCCACGUGGUGCCCACUUGGCGGCCUAAGCACUCGCAGCCAGGAGUCCGGCAGAGAGAGGCUCCCUCCACAUGCCACCAUCAAGCCCCUCCUCUCCUACAGGGGUGGUGGAACAGAGCGGCCCAAAGGUGCCAAGCUGCAUGAGCGCCUAUCUUCCCCUGCUCGCAUGCCUCCCAGCCUGACCAUGUAAAUGUGGGCGAAGCCAGUGAGCACCCAGCUGGAAGCGGAGAAGAGGCCGGUUGGGCCAGCUGCCUGCUGCUGAGUCUUCUGGGAGCCAGGGCAGCCGCAUGGAGCUGGAACCAUAGUGCG